Schistocerca gregaria is the source of this 1255-nucleotide messenger RNA. RefSeq names its product 26S proteasome non-ATPase regulatory subunit 6-like. The transcript is spliced from 2 exons. Lineage: Eukaryota; Metazoa; Arthropoda; Insecta; Orthoptera; Acrididae. Gene Ontology annotation, biological process: proteasome-mediated ubiquitin-dependent protein catabolic process. The coding region runs from base 51 to 1211 and encodes 386 amino acids. The record is from RefSeq and is a predicted model, not a curated record.
CAUAUCAUUUGAAGCAUAUUGCGGACGGAAUAAAUUUGUUGUAAAGGAAGAUGGAAGACGAGACGGUAGUUGUCAAGUUGCCCAAUCUUGAGCUAGCCGACCUUAGGUUUUAUCUCAGCAUACCGCGCUAUCCAAACAAGGCACAGGUUCAAGAAAGGCUCUUAGAGGCGAUAAGAAAAGACGCUAUGUCCGGCUUUUACAAGUAUCUGGUAGCCGAACAUUAUCUUCCCCUUGACCAGGAUCUGCUGGCUUCAAUCGAACAGAUCAAUGAGGAAAAGAUAAAGGCAUUCGACAACGCUAUAGUCGAUGCCGAAAAUAACUUGGGGGAAUCCGAAGUUCGUGAAGCUCUCCUAUCCAAGGCUAACUACUUUUGCCUCAUCGGUGCAAAGGAGCAAGCUAUCGCUGCUUACGCUUCCACUGCCGAAAAAACCGUCGCUCUGGGCCAACGACUUGACAUCACUUUCACCCUUGUCCGCCUUGGAUUCUUCUUCGAUGAUUAUGACCUCGUUAAUCGCAGCAUCCGUAAAGCUCAUAGUCUCAUGGAAGAAGGUAGUGACUGGGAUCGUCGAAACCGACUGAAAACCUAUGAAGCCAUACAGGCUAUGCACUCCAGAAAAUUUGACCUAGCCGCAAAUCUGUUGAUAGAAACCCUCGCUACCUUCACAAGCUACGAAGUCUUCACCCUGGAAACCUUCAUCUUCUAUACUGUCAUUGCCGCCACUGUAUCCCUGGACCGUAUUUCGUUGAAGAAAAAAAUUAUCGAUAGCCCAGAAGUCCUAGCUGUUAUCCAAAAAACACCUCACCUUUCCUCCCUGUUAAAUGACUACUAUAACGGUGAAUAUAGAAAUUUUUUGAUUGCGCUCCUAGGUAUCUUUGAGCUCAUGAAUCAUGACCGUCUCUUGUCUCAACACUCACGUUGGUACUUCAAGGAAAUGCGAAUCAAAGUCUAUGCCCAAUUUUUAGAAAACUACCAGUCCGUCCAGUUAGACUCUAUGGCUAGUCAGUUCGGCCUCUCCCCAAAAUUUCUUGACGAGGAACUAUCAAGAUUCAUUUCCGUUAACCGAAUCAAUUGUAAAAUCGACAAAGUCGGCGGAAUUAUUCAAACCAAUAGGUCUGACAACAAAAAUGUGCAGUAUGAAACUUUACUAAAGCAAGGCGACAUGCUACUGAAUAGAAUACAGAAGCUUGCUGCUCGAGUGGUCAAUAUGUAAAUUCAAAACAUGAUUUUUGAUUGAUAAAGCCAACCCACGUUAAG